UUACUUCUCUCCCAAGUGUAACAGAACCCGUGGGUGCUCGCUCCGCGGCGCGCGCGUGGGCAGUUGCGACUUGAGGCCAUGCCGCCGGGCAAUCACCACGGCCACGGCGGAGGGCGCCGCGGCGCCCAGCGGCGGGUCAAGGCGAACCCGAACGGCACUGAGGAGGGGAACCGCGACGGCCACCACGACGACGACCGCGGGCGCGCCGAUCUGCGCCAAACCAGGCCCUCCCUCGUGGCGGCCGACGCGGACAAGGCCGCCGCGCCGCUGCUGGAGGAGUUCGCUGCGCUCGGCAUCCAGGCCCGCCGCGCCGAGCCCGUGUUCCCGCCGCGGCCCGGGUACGGCGCCGCGGGGACGCCAUGCGUCGUCAGGGCCAACCGCUUCCUCGCCCGCUUCGUCGACGAGGGCCUGCACCACUACGACGUGACCAUCUCGCCGGAUCCGACGCCCAAGGGCGAGUUCAGGGAGGUCAUGUCGAAGCUGGUGUCCGAGUACCAGCACACCGAGCUCGGGGGCCGCUUCCCCGCGUUUGACGGCCGCGACUCGCUCUUCACCGCGGGCGCGCUGCCGUUCGACAUCAUGAAGUUCAAGGUCACCCUCUCUGCUUGCGUCGACAAAGGGAGGAUGAGGGCCAGGAAGUACAAGGUGGUGAUCAAACAUGCUGCGGCGAUCAGCCUGCUGCAGCUGAGGAUGCUCUUGGCGGGCUACCCCACGGACAUCCCCGCGCAGGCACUGCAGGUCCUCGACAACGUGCUGCGCGAUGUCGUCUUCAACAAACGCGAUGACAUGGAAUACAUUGCGGUUGGUCGAUCGUUCUUCUCGCAGAAACUAGGAUGUGCCAAGGAUGGUACCCUGGGUGUUGAGGCAUGGAAGGGGCUCUAUGAGAGCAUCAGGCCGAUGCAGAACGGUUUGUCUGUGCUUGUAGACGUGUCUUCAUCAGUAUUCAUUGAACCCCUGCUACUAAUUGACUUCGUUCAGAAGACUUUGAAGAUAGGUGUCCUGAAUAGGAAAUUGACCAAACCAGAGCACGCCAAGCUCUUGAAGGCUGUCAGGGGUGUGAGGAUUGAAGUCACACACAGAGGAAGUGAACGCCGUAAGUACAGAAUUACUGGCUUGUCAGUGAACCCUACUAAACUUUUGAGUUUUAAAACACCGAGUGGAGCUACAAAGACUGUCAUUGACUACUUCAGAGAAAAAUACAAUCUGACACUGAAGUACAAUUUUCUCCCAUGCCUCAAUGUUGGCAGUGAGCAGAAGCCAGUCUAUCUUCCUAUAGAGGUUUGCAAGAUAGUUCCCAGACAGCAUUACCAGAAGAAGCUGGAUGGCAGUCAGGUUUCUACUCUAAUGAAGUCAACCUGUCAGUUCCAGCCUAAACAACAAUCCAUUUGUCAGGUUGUUGAGAGCAAGCAGUACGACACCACCAAACAUGCAAAUGAAUUUGGCAUAGAUGUUGAUGACAAUCUUGCUACAGUUAAUGCUAGAGUUCUGCCGCCUCCAAAUCUUAAGUACCACGAUUCUGGAUCUGAGAAAACAUGGUCUCCAAUGAAUGGAUACUGGAACAUGAAAGACAAGAAAGUAGUAAAUGGUGCCAACAUCAGAAACUGGGCAUGCAUUAAUUUUUGUGAAGAUUUAUCCAAGAAUGUUGCUGAGCAGUUCUGCUUUAAGCUAGCUGAAAUAUCUCGUAUUACUGGAGUGGAGUUAGCCGAUUUGAAGCUCCCAAUAUUCACUGCACGUCCAGAUCAAGUUGAAGAUGAUAUUCAUACAUGCUAUCAGGAAGCGCAGAAAGAGCUGAUGGAUCAGAAGAUUGACUUACUGCUUGCUAUACUGCCAGAUAACAAUGGCAGCUUAUAUGGAAAUGUCAAAAAGAUCUGUGAGACAGAUAUUGGUGUCAUGUCACAGUGUUGCCGAAAGUCAAUUGUCUUCACGAAAUAUAGCAAGAUAUUGGCAAAUAUUGCCAUUAAGAUCAAUGCCAAGGCUGGAGGAAGGAACUCAGUAUUCGAAGAUGCACAAAAGAGUUUGCCGGUUGUUUCAAACAAGCCGACGAUUAUAUUCGGUGCUCAUGUUACUCAUCCUUCUGCUGUUGAUCAUUCUGCUCCUUCCAUUUCUUCUGUCGUUGCAUCCCAAGACUGGCAUGAGGUGGACAAGUAUAAUGGUGUUGUUCGUGCACAAGGUCAACGUGAAGAGAUGAUCAGUGGCCUUGAAGACAUGGUCAAGGAGCUCCUGCAUGCAUUUGAAAAGGAGUCCAACAGGAAGCCCCAGCAGCUGAUAUUCUACAGGGAUGGCGUAAGCUGGAGCCAGUUGAAGCAGGUUUUUGAAAAAGAAAUCCCAGAGAUUGAAAAGGCUUGGAAAGCGAUGUACAAUAAUGAGAAGCCACAAAUCACCUUCAUCGCAGUGCAGAAGAGGCAUAGCCUAAUGCUGUUUCCCAACAACAACAAUAAGCGUCAUAAUGCUAAUAGGAAAAAUGUUGAGCCUGGCACAGUGGUUGAUAGUGAGAUCUGCCACCCAGCAGAAUUUGAUUUCUUCCUUUGCAGCUAUGCUGAGAUCAAAGGGCCAAGCCAUCCUGUGCAUUACAUUGUGCUGCGAGAUGACAACAACUUCAGAGCAGAUGAACUGCAGGCUCUCACGAAUAACCUGUGCUACACUCAUGCAAGCUCCACUAAGGCAAUGACGAUCGCUCCUCCUGCUUACUACGCUCGCAAGCUCGCACAACGUGCCCACUUGUACCUUGCUCAAGAUCCCGACGCGGCGAAGGCGGCGAGCUCCCGCGGUGCAACUGCUCCUGCUGGUGGUCUAAAGCAACUUCCAGAGAUAAAGGAUGAGCUGAAGAGGUCCAUGUUCUACUGCUAGUCCUCCGUCUCCUGAAUGGACGACGCUUUGCUUUACUGAAAGAACCGGGACCUGGAGACUGAUGACAUCUGCACUAGCUGUUCUGUUGCUCUUCUUAGAAGACCCGAAAUGGGAUUUCUUUUUUUUGUGUGUUUAAAAGAGUUUGUUACAGUUUAGUAUUGUAUUUCCACUUUCCCAGUGAACAGGAUAUAUGUUUGUGGAAGUCUAUUGGAUUGGCGCUCCCAGUAAUUCAGAACGACUAAGGUCUGUAGACUGUAUCACGCAUCGUGUCGUGGAAUGCUCUACUGCUUGACCCCUGACACUCCUCCGGAACAAGGCUUUGCUCUACUGAGGUUCUUGGAAUGUGCUCUAAUCGAAGGAUGGAGGCCUGGAGAAUAGCGUCUGCAGUUGCCGUUCUCUUUUCUUACUUUUAAGUAUUGGUGUGUUGCAGUGAUCAUGUUACAUGUUUGUGGUUCGGUGUGUUUCAUGGAUAAGUGUUUGUAUUAAGUGACGAUUACUAUUUCCAACUA
Molecule: messenger RNA, 3356 nt
Organism: Panicum virgatum (switchgrass)
Lineage: Eukaryota; Viridiplantae; Streptophyta; Magnoliopsida; Poales; Poaceae
Product: protein argonaute 18-like
Exons: 22
Coding region: 79-2847 (922 amino acids)
Biological process (GO): regulatory ncRNA-mediated post-transcriptional gene silencing
Cellular component (GO): cytoplasm
Molecular function (GO): RNA binding; protein binding
Source: RefSeq, a predicted model, not a curated record